This is a messenger RNA of Carassius auratus (goldfish), 2696 nucleotides long. RefSeq names its product myelin-associated glycoprotein-like. Bases 100 to 2166 code for a protein of 688 amino acids. Gene Ontology annotation, molecular function: sialic acid binding. The transcript has 11 exons. Lineage: Eukaryota; Metazoa; Chordata; Actinopteri; Cypriniformes; Cyprinidae. Gene Ontology annotation, biological process: cell adhesion. Gene Ontology annotation, cellular component: plasma membrane. The record is from RefSeq and is a predicted model, not a curated record.
GCCAUCGCUACAGACAGAAGGAAGAGCUGUUCUCCCUCCGUUCAGUGUAGAAGCGUCAGCUUGAGCUCUGUCUUCAACUCUCUUCUCUGGUGAAUGUAAAUGAUGGAAACAUUGGUGACGUUCCUCCUCACUGGAUCUCUGAUACAAGGUGUUUUGUGUGGCUUUAAUAUCAAUCUGCCGAAUAAAGUAGAAGCUCUGCAAGGAUCCUGUGUUUUCAUCCCCUGCACAUUUGAUAUUGAUCAACAAUAUGAAGCUGACCUCACUGACAGUGCAAAGAGAAUGUGGUUUAAAGUUGGAAGAAGUACCGCUGUGUUUGACUCCAGCAGCCCCAACACUGGACGGUUAAAAGGAGAAAUAUUUGGCACUGCUACACAGAAAAACUGCACCACACGAUUCGAUAAUAUUGAUCAGAGUCAUAAAGGGUCAUAUUACUUCAGAAUCGAAACCAAUACAGCAUUGAAAUAUAACUACAAAGGACCUACAUACUCUCAAGUUGAAAUUGUCGUCUUAGGAUCUCCCCCCAAACCUACACUGAGCAUCUUUCCGGAUCAGGAGGAGGUGAUUGAGGGAAGUUCAGUGAGUCUGCGCUGCUCUACUAAGAUCUUCUGUCCGUCUCGUCCACCAUCUCUCACAUGGAGCUCGUCUCUCAUCGAGAGCGUCACAGGACGACAGUAUCAGAGCCAAACUGAGCUCAUCUCUGAUCUGAACUUCACUGUUUCUCACCGUCAUCACAGAGUCACUUUCACCUGCACUGCAACACACCAGAUACAGAAGCAGAUCACAACACAGCGCUCCCGUCUGCUACGCGUUCAGUAUGCUCCUAAAAACACAUCUGUGAGGAUAAAUCCAGCUGGAUUAGUUCUGGAGGGUCGUUCAGUGACUCUGAUCUGCAGCAGUGAUGCAAACCCAGCAGUGAACUACACCUGGUACAGAGACACUGAGAGACCUCUGAAUCCAGUUCAGACCGGACCAAACCUGACCAUCAACAACCCCGACCCGACACACAGCGGACGAUACUACUGUACAGCUGAGAACAAACAAGGCACACAGAACUCAUCAGUGCUGCUGGACGUCCAGUAUGCUCCUAAAAACACAUCUGUGAGGAUAAAUCCAGCUGGUUUAGUUCUGGAGGGUCGUUCAGUGACUCUGAUCUGCAGCAGUGAUGCAAACCCAGCAGUGAACUACACCUGGUACAGAGAGACAGGGUCUCAGUUUCAGCUCCUCCAGACUGGAUAUAAUCACACCUACAUUGUGACAAACCCAACACACGGAGCAUGGUAUGGCUGUAAAGCUCAAAACCAGCAUGGCCUCUGCAAUGCUACAAUUCAGCUGGAUGUUCAGUUUGCACCCAAUAUCUCCAUCUCUUGCAGUCGAAGCAGUGUAACGGAGUGUGUGUGUGAGGCUCAUGGGAAUCCCUGUCCUACACUAGAGUGGCGUCUGUCUGGACGUGUGAUCACUAACUCUACAGAAACCUCCAUCAGUGAGGAGACGUUAGGAAGCACAGGAGUGAAGAGCGUCCUGAACAUCCAUCAGUCCCUCACAGACACGGACGUCCUGCAGUGUUUCAGCACAAACAAAUACAGCAGCGCCAGCGCCAGCCAACAGUUUCGGUUCGUCCCACCGCUACAAGACACACGUUUCCAUCAUCCGUCGGUGCUGAUCGGAGCUGCUGUCGGAGCCUCAGUGAUGAUGAUCGCUUGCUUCGUGACUCUCUGCUACGAACGAAGAAGGAAAGAAAAACCUUCAGAAACCAGACAAGACACAUCUGGACUCAUUCUGACUCAAACAGCCGUUUCUCUGGAUAAUGACAGUGAGUCUGUUUACACCAAUAAAGGCAUGCUGUCAUCCACCGCACCGAGUGCACCUGAAUCUCUUCAUUAUUCCUCCAUUUACUUCACAAACGCUGACCCGCCGUCAGGAGAGAUCAUGGGCCUGUCCUCGCUGACCAGUGAAUACGCUGCGGUCCGACACUGUCCUGCAGGAGACACAGACACAGAGAACAACACCUCAACAUCUGAGACAGAGCCCAAAAAACCAGACAUGACAGCAAAGAUCACAGACACGUCCUCACCGGCAUCAGAAGACGUGAUUUAUGAAAACACGAGCCAUCGCUACAGACAGAAGGAAGCACUGGUCAGCGCAGAUGAUGCUGAAAAACCAGACUGAACCAAAACCUUUGAAUCUUUGAGCAACAAUUUAAGAGAUCCUUCAUCUAAAAAUAACAAUUACAAACCUACAGAACUUUCUUUCAUCUGUGGAACAUAAAGGAAGAUAUUUUAAGUGUUUAUUCCUCAUCGUUUUAACAGGAAAUCGAUAGAUCGCCCUAAAAGGAAAAUUUACUGUUAAUGUACUCACCCUCAGGACGUAAACGAUGAAAAUUACUUUAUUCUUCAGUAGAAUAGUAAAGAAUUUUCUUGGCAAUUCAUAAAAUGCAAAUCAGCAUCUACAGUCACUCUGAAAGGCAAAAAAAAAGCAAAAAAGUUAUUAUGAAGCAAAACGAUCUGAAGAAGCUGAACAUUAUUUACAACAGUAUCACCUGUAAUCCAGUCCUGCAUGGUUUAUUUUUUAAUAUGUAUUUUACUAUACACCUAUCACUUUUAUUUCCUGAAAAAGGAAUAGCCUACAAUCUCUAAUAAUAAUAAUAAUAAUAAUAAUAAUAAUAAUAAUAAUAAUAAUAAUUGAAUAAGUCUAUUUAA